This is a messenger RNA of Dunckerocampus dactyliophorus (ringed pipefish), 917 nucleotides long. Its product is annotated as sarcolipin. Bases 385 to 480 code for a protein of 31 amino acids. Gene Ontology annotation, molecular function: enzyme regulator activity. NCBI's taxonomy places the organism in Eukaryota, Metazoa, Chordata, Actinopteri, Syngnathiformes, Syngnathidae. The record is from RefSeq and is a predicted model, not a curated record. Gene Ontology annotation, cellular component: membrane. The transcript is spliced from 2 exons.
CCAGAUUGUGGUCAAUAACACACUUGAUUGGUUGUUCACUGAAAACUGUGUGUGACAUCACUACGUUUGUGUGUGACCCAUGGGCGGUCCACUGAGGCUGGCUACUUUAGGAGCGAGUCCUGCACCCGGCGAGGGCAGAAAGCUGGAUAACGUUGGCCGCAAAUAGACACGCAGGGAACACAAGUGAAGACGCUGCGGUUUUUGGAAAUCAAGACAAACAAAUGUCCUGCCGGAUCAUUCAACUACCAUCCUGCUUGUAGCGACCACACAGAAAAAGGUGUUGGGCGGGUCUACAAAACACCACCCAAAUCUUGAAAUUCCAUCCUCAACUCCACUUCCAUAAAAAUCUGCUGCCUCCUCGCCAGCGUCUGCAUCCCGACAGCCAUGGACCGCUCUGCUCAGGAACUCUUUCUCAACUUCAUGAUCGUCUUAAUCACUGUUCUGCUGAUGUGGCUGCUGGUUAAAACAUAUCAGGACUAAAAUAUUCCCUUCCACAUAGCUUGUGGAUGAGGAGAUGGGGGAUAUUCUACGGAGCCUGCAUGGUUUCUGCUGCUAUUUAAUGUCCAGAUGCCAGUGCUCUGGAAACCCUGUGAUUUUGAUGCAGUUACGGUAUCAGAGGUUCCAGGAUUAUUAUGUGCCUUUCAGUGCUUCUUUUGCACGAGGCCUUGCUCUGGUAUGAGAGCAACAAAGGGGAGUCCCACAAAAGAGGGGUGGGUAAACAAAACGUCAGGAAUCGAACCAGCUUUUUUAGGUAUUUCUAAACAUUGUAAUGUCAUCAAUAAGAAUAUGAUGCUUAACACACUUGUUCACUCUGUAAGAUACACCAUUGACCUUUGAAGUGAUUUGGGUGUCAAAGUGGAAAGGAAAUGUUUAUGCUGACAAUAAAGUCACAAUUUGGUUGAUUUGGCUUUCUGUUU